AAACAUUUGAAACAACUGAACAGUCUAGAUCUUCUGAAGCAAGUCUUACCACAAUAGAAACAGUCACACAGGAAACAGAUUACCUUUCAUCAACUUUGGAUUCUGGUACUGGGCUAACACAAACAUCUGAAUAUGCAACAACUACUAUUGGAACUGUUGCUUCCACUGAUUUGCCAACAGCUCCUUUCUCAACAGAAUAUACAUCUGAAGUACCAACAUCAGAAGUUGCAUCAAGCACUCUACCAACAGUUACCUCCCAAGAAACAUUUGAAACAACCGAACAGUCUAGAUCUUCUGAAGCAAGUAUUACCACAAUAGAAACAGUCACACAGGAAACAGAUUACCUUUCAUCCACUUUGGAUUCUGGUACUGGGAUAACGCAAACAUCUGAAUUUGCAGCAUCCACUAUUGAAACUGUUGCCUCUACUGAUUUGCCAACAGCUCCUUUCUCAACAGAACAUACAUCUGAAAUACCAACAUCAGAAGUUGCAUCAACCACUCUACCAACAGUUACCUCCCAAGAAACAUUUGAAACAACUGAACAGUCUAGAUCUUCUGAAGCAAGUAUUACCACAAUAGAAACAGUCACACAGGAAACAGAUUACCGUUCAUCCACUUUGGAUUCUGGUACUGGGAUAACACAAACAUCUGCAUAUGCAACAUCCACUAUUGAAACUGUUACCUCUACUGAUUUGCCAACAGCUCCUAUCUCAACAGGUGAAUAUGUUUUUCCAUGCAGAUGUUUGGUCAAAAUACAUCUGAAAUACCAAUAUCAGAAGUUGCAUCAACCACUCUACCAACAGUUACCUCCCAAGAAACAUUUGAAACAACCGAACAGUCUAGAUCUUCUGAAGCAAGUAUUACCACAAUAG
Saccoglossus kowalevskii is the source of this 872-nucleotide messenger RNA. RefSeq names its product location of vulva defective 1-like. NCBI's taxonomy places the organism in Eukaryota, Metazoa, Hemichordata, Enteropneusta, Harrimaniidae. The record is from RefSeq and is a predicted model, not a curated record.